This is a messenger RNA of Hippocampus comes (tiger tail seahorse), 2063 nucleotides long. RefSeq names its product interleukin 11a (gene il11a). Gene Ontology annotation, biological process: positive regulation of cell population proliferation; positive regulation of MAPK cascade. The record is from RefSeq and is a predicted model, not a curated record. The transcript has 5 exons. Gene Ontology annotation, cellular component: cytoplasm. NCBI's taxonomy places the organism in Eukaryota, Metazoa, Chordata, Actinopteri, Syngnathiformes, Syngnathidae. Gene Ontology annotation, molecular function: growth factor activity; cytokine activity. Bases 158 to 760 code for a protein of 200 amino acids.
CUCCUCAUAUGGACUGAAAAGGCGCCAAAGGAGAAAGCCGCCGCAGCACGUGACGCGUCUUGCCGGAGUGACCGGUGAUUUAUUAUUGUUUGGUUUUUCUUUUUAUUUAUUCGUCUACCUGCUGUUUGGGGUUCCAUUCUGUUGGAUUCGAACCAAUAUGAAAUUGCUGCUCGACUCGUCGUCGUCGCUCCUCUUCUCGCUGCUAUUGGCCCAGCUGCCCGUCUUCACGUCUGCCUCCCCGGUGCCUCCGCGGCGGACCGGCGACAUGGACAGGCUGUCCAACCAGACCAAAAGUCUCAUGAAGCUCACGCAGGAACUGCUGAGGGAGCACGCCUUCGAAUCUGACGUGGAGCCCCACAGGUUCAGGUCCCUGCCAGAAAUGAGCAACAGAUCGGCCAAUGAUCUCAACAACCUUGAGCUGAAGCCCACACUCUCCCAACUGCACGCCGACCUGAAGCUCUACGAGCACCACUUUGAGUGGCUCAACAGGGUGUCCAAGAAGCACCACCACCCGGCGCUGCCCAAGCUGGUGGAGGUGAUCAAGGAGAUGAAGUCGCUCAUCAAUCUCCUGCACCGUCAGAUGCAGAGGGUGGACGCACCGAAGCUGACCCCCGCCACGCCCUCCCUGCCGCCGCACCUCCCUUACCAGUUUGACGUGCUGCAGUCCAGCCAGGAGCUCCUGCACCACUUCAAGCUUUUCUGCGAUUGGGCAAUCCGAGCGUUCAUUAGCCUCAAGCCAAAGAUCACACCGGCUCAAUGAGAAUUCAUCCGAGCGGCACCGCACGGAGUCCCGUCUCGGGCGAUGAUGGGGAAGGGGGAUCUCGUCGCCGCACACUGUCGUCAACGGCAUCCCAAGAGGCCGCGAUAGCAGCUAACGGCAUACGCAGAGAUUCCUAUUUCUUUCCACCAGGGCCAAAGAGGAUGCGCUUUCGUGCAACUACAAUAACCGUCUGCCAGUGUAACCACGGUGAUCAUUAUUUCCUGAACUCUUUCCUUGUUCAUGACCAUGUUAUUUAUGUAUUUAUUUAUUUAUUGACUGCUAGUAAUUUAUUUAAUGUUAUUUAUUUGAAGUUGUUGCGCGUUACGUGGCAUCUUCCUUUCUUUCGUGACGUGCAUUUGUUUGACCACAUGCUUCUGGUUUUUCUUGUGUCUCACUGAUCUCCGAGGUAGCACUUCCUGAACGUCCGAUCAUUCUUUUGUUUCUUUCAACUAAUUACUUGGUGUUUGUGCGUUUAGUAGAUGUGGCAUACAUUUGAGUUUUUUGUUUUUUUUUCCCACAUAGUAGUGCCCUUACAGUUAAAAAAAUAAUAAAAAAAAUCCAAUAUGCCAGUUCGGUCAUGACAAGGAAUCUGCAAAAGUCAGAAUGGAGGUCGAAGACAAGUGAAUGCCUUUUAGUACCAGAGUCAGAGUAUCUAUUUUUGUAACGCCCGUUUCUCACGCUUCGCAUGAGGAGACAUCUCUAAUGUGGUAAAUUAGUUUGAGUGGACCCUGUUCUUGAGCACUGAUGGACCUGAUUAGAUUCUUUGCACAAACUCGUAGGAUUAGCUUCUUGGAUGAGUGAGGGGGCUAAUUUUGAAACAAUGCUUGGGGAUUUAAAAGGAAAAAAAAAAAGAUAUAUAUUUUUGUUUUGUUCGUUUAAGUUAAUAAAAUACUAUGUAUUGUGACACUCUGAUUACAUAAAGGUGUACAUAAUUGUACAUGAAUGUAAAUUGUUGUACAGUGCUUUGGGUAUAAUAUUGUUUUCUACAAUAUAAUUUAGAAUACCAAUUUUCUCACUAUCAUUUUUGUUCAUUCCUCUUCUAGUAUUUGUUACAGUAUUGGCUAUUUAUUUAAGUAACUUGGUGGAACUAUUUAUUUUUGUGCUGCAAGGGAGCAAGUCUCCUCUCUCUCUCUCUCUCUCUCUCUUUUUUUUAUACUUUUAUACAGUUUGUAUUCUAAUACACUUCAAUUACAAUGUAUGUUAAAUUAUUGUAACAUCGAGAUGCCUCCUUCCAGACACUGAUUGGCCUCAAUGUGAAAUACGUGCCUUGGUGAAAUAAAAACUACAGAAUGUGCGAAAGGGA